AUGCCAGGUUCCGGUUCUGCAUCAAGAGGUGGCAACCAUGGCAAUGAGAGAACCCCGUUGCUUCUUCCAACUACUUCCGGUGGUGGACUUGAAGAGCACGAGGAAGCUGUGCUUGAAGAUGGAGAAAUAGAGGCUGCGGCCGAGAUUGGUGGUCCUGGGUUUCAGCCAGGUCAUGCCCCAGAUCUAUCAAAAAUUCGAAGCUAUUCCCAUAGCCAUUGGCUUGCUCCGGAUGAGGAUACAGGAAGUGCUGUAGAACCCGAGGGCACUACCAAGCAAUCGCCAUUUCUUGGUGGUGUAUCAAAAGCGAGAUUCUGGCUAAUAUUCAUCGGAAUUCUAUUUGCAUACUUUAUAGCGUUGUUUGACUCCACACUGAUGGCGUCAAGCCAUCCAGUCAUUACUUCUUACUUCAAUGCGUCUAAUUCUGCAUCGUGGCUUUCCACUUCUUUUCUCCUCACCUCGACAGCUCUACAACCACUGUUCGGACGAAUAUCCGACACCGUGGGAAGACGUCCGAUAUAUCUUCUAGGGUUAUUGUCGAUUACAGCGACUACCGCUUGGUGUGCUCUAGCACAAAGUAUCGGGAGCUUUAUUGCUGCUCGUGCCUUUUGUGGACUUUCAGCCGGUGGGAUUCUCGCCAUGGGCUCUAUCAUGACGAACGAUUUAGUUAGCAUAGAAGUCAGGGGCACCUAUCAGGCCUACAUAAACCUCUUCUACGGCUUAGGCAGUGCUUCUGGAGCUGCCUUCGGUGGUUUCCUCUGCGACCGCAUUGGCUGGAGAUGGACUUUCGGGGUGCAAAUACCUCCCCUUGUGGCCGUAUUUGUGCUAGCAUUUUUCACCACGCCUGCAUCGCUUGGCCCCAAUCUCGCAAAGACUUCCGGCAAAGGAGUCUUAGAAACCAUCAAGAGCUUCGACCUGGCUGGAUCUUUCUUUCUGACGACGUCCGUAGCGUUCCUAAUACUGGGCUUGAACCUCGGCGGCAACGUAUAUCUAUGGUCGCAUCCGCUGGUCAUAACGUCUCUUGUUGUUGCUUUCUUCGCUGGAUUGAUAUUGAUCCGGGUUGAGUCAAGGGCAGCUCGACCCGUCAUGCCGCUGAAGAUGCUGUCUAGCAAACCGCGAGCUAACAUCGUCUUCAGCAACUUCUCCGCGACUGCCGGAAUCAAUGCUAUUAUCUUCAACGCUCCUUUGUAUUUUCAAGCCGUCAAAUUAGACACGCCUUCAGUAUCGGGCUUUCGUCUAGCUGGACCAUCCCUCCUUUUGACCAUCUGCGGCGUGUCUAGUGGACUCAUCAUGACCAGCACCGGACGUAUGAAAGAGCUGUUUGUUUCGGGCUCGCUCUGCAUGUUACUAGGGUCGAUCUGCCUAUCGUCAAUGUGGGACGGAAUUCCUACGUGGCUUGCAACCAUCUUCGUUUGCCCGUCGAGCAUCGGCCAGGGUCUAGCAUUCCCUGCCUCAUCAAUUGCAGUAUUAGCCACAAGUUCACAAGAAGAUCAAGCUGUUAUGACCACCACACUCACUCUUUGGCGCAGUCUUGGUACUGUGAUGGGCGUUUCUCUGAGUAGCCUGGUCUUGCAGAACUCUUUAUCUGCCUAUCUGAACGAUCUGGUUACUGGUGCCCACAAGGACGAGAUCAUCUGGAAGGUUCGCAAAUCCGUUCGAGCUCUCUUAGACCUUGACCAGCAGCAUCAGCACCAAGUCAUUGAUGCAUAUUCAAGAAGCCUGAGGGUAACAUUCAUAUCAUCAAUUGUGCUUUUCCUAAUCGUGAACGCCUUGGCUCUCCCUGUCAAACUGCCUCGCCUGGGCCGAAAGUAG
Mytilinidion resinicola is the source of this 1809-nucleotide messenger RNA. RefSeq names its product MFS general substrate transporter. Gene Ontology annotation, cellular component: fungal-type vacuole membrane. The transcript has 5 exons. The record is from RefSeq and is a predicted model, not a curated record. Gene Ontology annotation, molecular function: basic amino acid transmembrane transporter activity. Gene Ontology annotation, biological process: basic amino acid transport; transmembrane transport. Lineage: Eukaryota; Fungi; Ascomycota; Dothideomycetes; Mytilinidiales; Mytilinidiaceae. The coding region runs from base 1 to 1809 and encodes 602 amino acids.